This is a messenger RNA of Trematomus bernacchii (emerald rockcod), 2652 nucleotides long. It is a transcript of the gene pgghg, whose product is annotated as protein-glucosylgalactosylhydroxylysine glucosidase. The transcript has 14 exons. The record is from RefSeq and is a predicted model, not a curated record. The coding region runs from base 333 to 2432 and encodes 699 amino acids. Lineage: Eukaryota; Metazoa; Chordata; Actinopteri; Perciformes; Nototheniidae. Gene Ontology annotation, molecular function: catalytic activity. Gene Ontology annotation, biological process: carbohydrate metabolic process.
GCAGCACAGAGGGCUUUACUACAGUUAGGAUACUCGACACUACAAACUUGGACCGUCUUUCUCAAAAACAUUUGAGUUUCUCGCUUUUAUGAGGCGUGAAUUAUAGUAUGAAGUACAGCACAUAAGCUGUUUUCUGUAGGUUUAACUUUACAGAACAAGCGCUUUGGAUCUCCUGCUGGUUUUUUCUUCACUUUGUUUUUCCCCCCAGCAUUCCUUUUUUCUUGCAGAAACAGAUGCGUCUGCCUUUUCAUGCGUGAAAUAAUUGUUCACUGUUGAAGAGCUGUGACCCUCGCAACUAUCCCUGACUACAAAGUAAGGACCAUCUCGUCGCCAUGUCCUUUGAGGAAGUCGAAGACCCCUACAUCUUCUCCACCGACACUCUACCCAGCGACCGCCGCUUCCUCCCUCCUCUGGCCAAUGGGCUGCUGGGAUGGAGGGUGUACAACAACAUCAUGCACAUGGGUGGCGUGUAUAACGGGGAGGGGGGACGAUGUCACCGAGCAGACGUCCCCUGUCCCCUCGCCGUGAGGGUAGAGUCAGAAGAACCAGGCCAGAACACAUACAGCAUGAACACACACACAGGCAUUUUUACCCACACUCUGAGCUCGGCAAGUGUAUCGGUGACACAGUCUCUGUACUCCCACCGACAUUACCCCAACAUGAUGGUGAUGGAGGUCCUGAUGGUGCGCCAGGUGACUUCAGAGGAGCCGAUCACUGUCAAUCUGGUCGGUUCAUUCACACCUCAGAGCAAAGACAUCGUUUUCGAGUCUGGUCCUGAUUACAAAGGAGGAAGUUACAUCAAUGGAAAGGUGUCCACAGCUGAGUACCCAGGAGGUUCCUGCCCAGCAGUGCACCUUAUCUGGACCCCCAUCCCCCCCACCCUGAUGCUGAAUGCAGACCAGAGCCAGGGUCGAUGGGGCUUCGUCCUGGUUGUGGCCAACAGUUUAGAGUCUGCCGAGGCCAAAUACGACGAGAGCCUGGAUCUGAUGGCGACUGGUAACCUGCGUCCGUCUCACGAGAAGGCCUGGAAAGAGCUGUGGCUGCAGAGCACGGUGGAGGUGACGGGGUCAGACAGCCUCUGCAAGGCUCUGAUUGGCAGCAUGUUUUACCUCCUCAGUGCUUUCGCCUCCAUCAACGACACCUGCAGCUCCUUUGGGGGAGUCAGUCCCGGCGGGCUGUCUAAUGGAGGGGAUGGUCAGGACUACUGGGGACAUAUUUUCUGGGACCAGGACAUUUGGAUGUAUCCUGCCAUAGCCCUCUUCUACCCCAAGCUAGCCAGAUCUGUGCUGGAGUACAGGGUGGGGACUGUGGAAGGUGCAAGAGACAACGCCCAAAAGCAGGGCUUCAAGGGACUGAAGUUCCCGUGGGAGAGUGCAGUGUCAGGCCGGGAGGUGUGUCCCGAGGACAUUUAUGGACAACAAGAGAUUCACAUAAAUGGAGACGUCACCCUGGCCUUCCAACACUAUCUCUACCUCACUGAGGAUCUGUCCAUGUUCACAGAGGGCAAGGGCAAGGAGGUGAUAUACGGGGUGGCUGAUUACUGGGUUUCAAGGGUAUCAUGGAACCCUGAGGACAAGAAGUAUCAUCUCUUAGGUGUCAUGCCACCUGAUGAGUAUUAUUACAAUGUCAACAACUCAGUGUACACAAACACAGUGGCCAAAUUCAGUCUCCAGUUCGCUGUAGAGUUGGCUGAACUCCUCCAAGACCCUGCACCGAAGGAAUGGAAAGAAGUGGCCGAUCAACUCAAAAUACCUUUUGACGAAGAAUACCAGUACCAUCCGGAGUAUGACGGCUACAUCAAAGGUCAGCCAGUGAAGCAGGCAGACACGGUGAUGCUGGGAUACCCUCUUGGUUUGGAAAUGUCCCCAGAGAUCAGGAGAAAUGACCUGGAGGCGUACGAGCCAGUGACAGACCCUGAUGGUCCGGCCAUGACAUGGGGUAUGUUUGCAAUCGGCUGGCUGGAGCUGGGGGAGGCUGAGAAAGCUCAACAUUUACUUGAGAAGUGCUUCAAAAACAUCCAGAGACCGUUCCAGGUAUGGAGUGAAUCAUCCGAUGGCUCUGGUGCAGUUAACUUCCUCACAGGGAUGGGGGGAUUCCUGCAAGCUGUGCUCUUUGGUUAUACUGGCUUCAGAGUUCAGAAGGAAUGCCUGGCCUUUUCCCCACAUCUUCCCAAGGACAUAUCGGAGCUCUGUGUCCGCGGUGUGAGCUACCUGGGCAGUCAGAUGGACUGGCUGCUGAGGAAAGACGAGGUUUGUAUCAUACUGAGGGAACAGGGACAAACAGCUGGCAGCACUAAGCCCUGCGAUCUGCAGGUGGUCCUGAAGGCAUCAGGAACUAAAAUCCCUCUCACACCAGGGAAGCCGGUAACUUUUCCUCUGGAGCCCGGGUGUGUUUGUAAACUGGUUUCAAUGUCUUUCUGUUGGCCUCUCUGAAACAGCAACCAUCAUCAUUUCAUUUACACACAAUACAAAAUAUCUUCAUAUCAAUGCUACUGUUAAGUUGUAUGCUGCCAUUAACUUCAGCAAUAAUGGACAAAAUGUAUGAAAUUCCUAUAGUGCUAUCAUAAUAAUAUGCCAUGUUACAAAGUCAUGUAUCAAUGAUAUUGUAUUGUAAAUUAUAUAUUCAAAUAAAACUCAUUACACACUGUGCAAA